AUGGCUGCAGAGACCAGCCCAUCCCCAGAGCCCUCGUUCCUAUUCACUGGGGAGGAGGAAAGGGCAAGGACGCUGGUGAAAGGUUUGGAGUGCAGAUCCCAUGAGGAGCGCCUGAGGGAGCUGGGGGUGUUCAGCCUGGAGAAAAGGAGGCUCGGGGGUGAUCUUAUCGCUCUCUACAGCUGCCUGGAAGGAGGGUGUAGCCAGGUGGGAGAUGCCUUCUUCUCCCAGGGAACCAGAGACGGAACAGCCUCAGGUCGUGCCAGGAAGUUAUUUUAGAAGGAAAGAAUACAUCUGAGAAACAAGAUGUCUCAUGCUGGGAGUCGAUACCAAGAUAAGCAACACCAGCACCAUGAGAACCAUAGAUCUGACAGAUACAAGGAAGACAGAAGAGCAAGAAAACCAUACCCACACAAUGCAAGAGACAUCCGAGGUGGCCAGCACUCAAGGACUUCUCCUGUUUGCUCAGACCCUUACUCUAAAACCUCAGGAGCAGCACACGAGUAUUUUGGCCCUCCACCAGAGUUUUAUCCUCCCAAGGAGAGCUUCUCAAUGAAGUGUUCAAAGGUAUGCACAACAAGAGGCAUUUUGAAGUUCGUGGAAAUCACGGUUAACCUCCUGGUGCUGAUUUGCGUGGGCGCUUCCCAAGCCUCCGUUGCAGGCUUCACGUCCCUCGGAGGUUUUGGAUCCUUUAACCUGAAUUCAGCCUACAGCCCCUUUGAGGGCACGGAGCUGCGGGAGGUGAGGGAGCUGGACAUGCAGUUCACCCAGAUGAGAGCCCCUUGCGUGUACGGCGGAGUGGCCUUCAGCUUGACAGCGGCCACGCUCACCCUCGUCUUCCUCGUCGUGGGGGCAAAACCCAUCCAUCAGCUCCGGACGGGGCUGCUGCUAGGUGAAUGUGCCUUCAGCCUGCUGGCUGGCCUGGCGUACGUGGCGGCCGUGGGGCUGUACCUGCACUUUGUCAGGCAGGUGAACGCCACCGAGGUGUGCAGGAGGCGCGAGCGGCUCUACGCGCGCCGUGGCUACACCUCCAUGAGCUGCGACGUGCAGGGCGGCGACGCGGCCGUCGGCCUCUUCGGGGUCGUGGCUUCCUGCCUGUACUUUGCCAGCUUUGUGCUCUGCAUCCUCGCUAUCCGCACCGUCCGGGCCUUCCGGAGCCACGUGGCCGAGGCUCGGCACAGCCCCAAGGGCAGCCUUAGAGACAGAAGCGUCAGAAACCACCACACCGUGCACAGGAACUCUGAAAGCUCCCACAACGUCCAGGCUCUCGCCACGUUAGUGUGA
Melospiza georgiana is the source of this 1281-nucleotide messenger RNA. Its product is annotated as MARVEL domain-containing protein 3-like. The transcript has 5 exons. The record is from RefSeq and is a predicted model, not a curated record. Gene Ontology annotation, cellular component: membrane. NCBI's taxonomy places the organism in Eukaryota, Metazoa, Chordata, Aves, Passeriformes, Passerellidae.